AUGGCUAGGUCAAGUGGUAGUGAUCUUCGUGCUCCAAUAUUCAAUGGUGACAAUGGUGACAACUAUGAAUUUUGGAAGAUCCGAAUGAGAACUAUUUUCAAAUCACAUGGAAUCUGGGAUCUAGUUGAAAAGGGUCUUGAAAUUCCAGAAUCGAAGGGGAAGAAGGUUGAUGCGGAAGGGUCAUCGGAAUCAGAGAAAGUAUCUUUGCUAAGGCACUGGGUAUUAUCCAAGGAGCUGUCUCGGAUAACAUUUUCCCCAGAAUCUCGAAUGAGGAGACCUCAAAGGGUGCUUGGGACAUUCUACACCAAGAAUUUCAUGGCGAUAAGCAUGUGA
Molecule: messenger RNA, 333 nt
Organism: Prunus armeniaca (apricot)
Lineage: Eukaryota; Viridiplantae; Streptophyta; Magnoliopsida; Rosales; Rosaceae
Source: the annotation of a GenBank genome assembly